Messenger RNA from Ostreococcus tauri, 1689 nucleotides. RefSeq names its product unnamed product. The transcript has a single exon. Lineage: Eukaryota; Viridiplantae; Chlorophyta; Mamiellophyceae; Mamiellales; Bathycoccaceae. The coding region runs from base 1 to 1689 and encodes 562 amino acids. The record is from RefSeq and is a predicted model, not a curated record.
AUGCGGUCGAGAGGCCUCGAUGGACGAUUUGAACUCGUCGUCGACACCACGUCGUCCGCGCACGGUGAGACGUGCGCGUUGGAGACGUCGAGGGAGGACGGGGGACGGUUGACGGCGACGAGCGGGCGGGACGCGCGCGGGAGGUGCUGGGAUGUGGAUUGGUACGGCGACGCGCGGGCGAACGCGUCGAGCGGGUCGCACCUGAGUUCAAUGCAGACGUGGGUGCGAACGAAUCAGUGGAACCACGGGGCGAGGGCGCUGCUGCGAGUGAAGACGCUGGCGACCGGGUUGGACGCAUCGAGGGCGGUGCGCGAGUACGGAGCGAGGUUUGAGGAGAGUGGGGCGCGAGAGCGGAGAGCGCAGAGGGCGCCGAAGAAGAACCGAGCGCCGCCGGCCGAGGACGGUCGAGCGUUCGAUCACGCGCCAAAGUGCGCGACGAGCGUGUACGCGAUGACGGUGUUGGAUGGUGGAAAGAUUGGGGCGCGUGUGUUCGUCGAUGAGUCGACCAAAAAACCGUGGCGGGCGGAGUUUUACCAUCAGCGCGGCGUGGAGACGUGGACGUUUGAGGAAUGGGACGACGUCAAAUUAGACGACGGUACGGUCGCGUCAACCCCGAGCGUGGCUCGACGAAAGAAUUCAGAGGGUCAAAUAACGGUGUAUCUUUCGGAGACGACGACGGCGACGACUGAUGGCGAUGCGUCGUUCGCGAUGCCGGCUUCGACGUCGACAUCCGAGAGAUCGUGGAGCAGCAAAUCGAGCACCUUGUCGGCGGUUCGUGGCGACGGUGGACACGUACUCGUAAAAGCCACGCUCGAGUCUGGUGACGAGGGAUGGUUCGUUCUCGACACAGCGUCGACCGGGCUCGUCAUCGCGCCUUGGGCGGCGGACUCGUGUUCGAUGCCAUCGUUCGGCUCGAUGGCCGUCGCGAGCAUAGCCGCCCCUCUUGAGGGCGCUCUGCGGCGCGGUCGCGAGAUUUCGAUCGGAUCGUUUCGAAUGAUGUCCCCGAUUUUCAUGGAACAAAACUUGGACGGCGCACUUCGCGUCCCCGACGGCCAAAGACUCACUGGGGUUCUCGGUGUGCCCGCUUUGGCGCACUCAAUAGUGUGCUUGCACGCCCCGAUGCGCGUGCCAGGAAGUCGAGACGCUCCUAAGCUCACCGUGGAGUUCCAUGACCCGGAAUCGUACGUCCCGAGCGGUGAAAUCGAGCGCGCGUGGCAGGACGUCACGUUCAUCGACGGUGUACCGCACGUUCAACUGGCAUACACGGUCGCUAACGACGGAUUCAAGGGUGUGACGGCAAUGACUGACGAGCGCGUAGGAUUGUUCAAGCUUUCUCUCGGCACCGGCGGUACCGGUGCCGUGCUCUCGGCUCGAGUCGCCAAGGAGGCCGAACUCGCUGAGCGUACAAAGGCGCUGCAACCGGGUGGGGUGAUGAGCGGUCCCGGUGAGUCCGCUGGCCGCCUCCAACGCGUCGGCGACGAAAUCGUCACGGGUCGCAUGGAGACCAUACGGUUCAAAGGCUUCGAGUUCAAGAACGUUCGCGCCGUCGUGCACCUCGAUGGUGAUCCCCCGGACGCAGAUAUCUCACCCCACGCCGACGGCGCCGUGUGCGUCGAUCUCUUUCGCGGAUGCGAGCUCGUGUUGGAUUUGAGGAACGCGCAGCCUCGCGUCGCCGUAGUUCCGCCGUAG